Aplysia californica (California sea hare) is the source of this 3413-nucleotide messenger RNA. Its product is annotated as zinc finger CCCH domain-containing protein 15. Gene Ontology annotation, biological process: cytoplasmic translation. Bases 107 to 1390 code for a protein of 427 amino acids. The record is from RefSeq and is a predicted model, not a curated record. Gene Ontology annotation, cellular component: cytosol. The transcript has 12 exons. Gene Ontology annotation, molecular function: mRNA binding; metal ion binding. Lineage: Eukaryota; Metazoa; Mollusca; Gastropoda; Aplysiida; Aplysiidae.
CAGGACAGGAGGACUGAGUUCUCACUACUUCCGGUGUGUGUGCCAAAUCCAGAUUGUGGUGAAAUAAUUACCUUGUCACACAGCUGAAUAAAUCUUACUCUACGUGAUGCCUCCUAAAAAGAAAUCGAAUGAGCCCAGUAAAAAGACUGAACAGAAGAAGAAAGAGAAAACCAUUGAGGACAAAACAUUUGGCUUGAAAAACAAAAAAGGUGCAAAGCAGCAGAAGUUCAUCAAGAACGUUACCACCCAAGUGCAACAUGGAAAUGUUAAAUCUAGCCGUCUACAGGCAUCCCAAGAACAGGACAAGGCCCUAAAGAAGGAUGAGAAGAAAAAGCUGCAGGAAGAAAUCAACUCUCUGUUCAGACCAGUAGCUCAGACUGUCCAGAAAGGUGUGGACCCCAAGUCUGUUCUGUGUGCAUUCUUCAAGCAGGGCCAGUGUACUAAGGGAGACAAGUGCAAAUUUUCCCACGACCUUACCAUUGAGAGGAAGGGCGAGAAGAGAAAUAUCUAUGAAGAUAAAAAAAGUACAAUGGAAGACUGGGAUGAAGCCACUUUGGAAGAUGUCAUCAAUAAAAAGCAUGGGGAAAGUGAGAAAACCAAACCUAAAACAGGAAUUAUUUGCAAAUUUUUCCUUGAUGCGGUGGAGAACAGCAAAUACGGCUGGUUCUGGGAGUGUCCAAACGGGCCUAAAUGUAUUUACAGGCACGCACUUCCUCCUGGGUUUGUUCUGAAGAAGGAUCAGAAGAAGGAAGACAAGGAAGAAAAGAUUUCUAUAGAAGACUUGGUGGAGACAGAGAGAGCUGCUUUGGGAUUUAAUGUAACCAAGGUGACACUGGAAACCUUUCUUAAGUGGAAAGAGAGAAAGAAAAGAGAAAAGUUGGAGCAGCACUAUGAAGAACAGGAAAAGAAGAAAGCUGACUACAAGGCUGGACGCACUGUUGGGAUCAGUGGUCGUCAAAUGUUUGAGUUCAAUCCUGACCUUAUCAAGGAUGAUGAUGAUGAAGCCCAAGAUGGAGCAGUUGCCAUAGAACGGGAAGAGGAGGAGAUGGAUGAGUUCAAGGUAGUGGACGUGGAUUUGUCCAACUUCAAGGCCACCGAUGUGGACGCUUCAGGGACGCAAGCCACCGCUGACAGGCUGAGUACUGCAGUCACCGUCAAUGGAACCUCCGAGCACCAAGAGUCUGGCAAGCUGGAUGAGGCAGCUGCCCUCCCGUCUGAUGCCAAGACGCGACUUCAAGAAGAGACGGACGCUGCUAUCGCUGCUGCUGUGGAUGCCACCAUCAACGGUGACCUUGACAUUGACGAAGACCUGUUUGCCGGAGAUGAUAUCGACUUGGUAGAGGAGGAUCUGGAGACCCUUGAACUGGAAGACGACCCAGUCGGCUUGUGAUGUCGGCUCAUGCACGUGUUUGCGUGUGUGUUCCUCCUUGGUUUUGUCCUCUCUCCUCUCCUUGGUCCCCAUGUAUGCUUGUGUAAAGUGUUGGAAGCUCGAGUCCAUUUUAUUAGAAGUUGUCACAGGGUUUUAUGCUGUUCCUGACAGUUCUCCUGUUCUCACUUGCCCUCUAUUCUCACUUGCCCUCUAUUCUCACUUGCCCUCUAUUCUCACUUGCCCUCUAUUCUCUCUUGCCCUGAGUUUAAGUAGGUUUUUUUCUUCUUCUCAGUUCUGGUCAGUCCCGUAAGUGUGGUAUUGCGUCACAGUAUAGGGCACGUUCACUCUAUAAGAUACAUGUUUAUGCUGCCUUAUAUAUGUGUGAUGGCACAGGAUAGUCUAGCACAAAGGUCCCCAAAUCAUUAUUGACAUGAUUCCAACGAUUUUGCAAUUCUGAAAAUUCUGAACGUUGUUCACACAACAGUAGCAGACAUCUUGCAAGCACAACAGUCCAUUGAGUUGCCUCUAUGUUACUAUAUAUAGCUUGUUUCUGAGGGGCUCUAGCCAUGUGAUCAGUCUUGGUCUGUAUAUAUUUUAGUAUACAGUCUAAAUGUUUUAAUAUGGAAUGCUAGUUUUGCUUUUGAGAAAAUUAAUUUUGUCCCUGCUUUUCCCAAUCAACUCAGUGUCAAUGUUUGCGGCUUUUACCAAGUUUUCCUGAAGCCUUAAACACGUAUUUAAUUUUUAACAAACUAUCCAAGUUUGUGGAAAGUGAUACCUAAAUGAGUACUGUCGAAUUUCUGACUCCUUAAUGAAAAUAUUUUCUUCUGUUGGAAAGUGCUCUGUGAAAAGGGUGUCAGGGUUGAAUUCUAUGCUUCUUUCAAAUCAAUGUAAGUGCUUAAAACUUGUGUCUCCGAUAGAGUAAAAAAUCAUCUUCCUUUUCAUUUGAUCAGGCCCAUACCGGUAAAUGUCCUAUGUGAUACUAGAAAAUUUGUUGACAUUUCCAGACCUGACCCAUGCUUUUGAAAUAAUUUGAGGUGAGGAAUAAUUUUUUUCAGGACAGUUGUCCACAGUGAGUUCAUUAUAGUUUUGUCUUCACAAUCACAAAAUUAUUGCUUAUGUUAUGGAACUUUAUGUCAUUGUGGCUCAUCUUUUCUCUGUAGUAUCAUCAGUUUGUUCUGAAGGUGUAGGUCACAGGGAGUCAAGUCCACUGCCCUUUCUCCUCUUCUCUUAUUUUUCUGAGUUGGAAUCUUUUUUUUUUUUCAGUUCAGAUAUUUGAUAUAUCAGUGAGAUGGCUGGUUUAAAAUUAGCGUCUGGGGACUUUUGUGUACAUGUGAGCAAAAUUUGAGAGAAAGUAAAUGUUAGGUGAGAGGCCACCAGGCUGUUUCUUCAAAACCUUCUUGAAACUGUUUGAAAGGAUUACAAUCACUCUUAUCAGCUGUUACUUGUUGAGUGAGAUUGUCGAAAGAUGCCUAGAUAAGAUGAGGUAAAGUUUUCGUAAAUGAAAAACUGGCUUUAUUAUAUAUAUGUUUUAUCUCAAGUCAGUUUUGAAUGAUUUCCCGUGCCCUCCCCCCUUUGUGUUUGUUCAGCAAAGACAAAUGUUUGGUUCUUUGUUUCGUAGUAUUGGCUUGUGGUAAUGGAUGCCCAUUUGCAGAGUGGCUUUGUGUGUAGUUGAGAACGGUUAUUUUCAUAAUGUGAAAGUUUGCCAAAGACUUAUGCAUUCUUUUGUUUAGCGGAUUACCAUCUUUUCCUGCUGGAUAUGUGCUAAUUAGCAGAAUUUUUCUAUCUCUAUUUCCUCCGCAGGUCUCUAUUCUUUUGUUGUCUUUCGUUAAUACAAAUUGCUACCACAAUACAUAUGUACAACACUGUUAGUCAUGAUAAGUCAUAUGAUCGCCGGAUUUUUAUUGUACAUUAUAUGUACUCACACAUGUGGUAGUCCUAGGUCAGGGCAGAGUGGAGUGACGCUUUGUCCUAUGAUGACCUCUGACCCCGUACUUCAAAGACUGGACAAGACUGAACAUUAAAACACAGAUUAAUGCUCUCAGUA